ACUUCCUGCUCUCGCUCAGUUCCAUCAUCAUCAGUCAGUCAGGCAGCGGGGAGAGCAGAGGAGGGAUGGCGGAGAAGAGCCCUGACCCGAGCGGCUCGAAUGGUCGGAGGUGUCCCGCUCUUUUUCCCGGAGAGAUUAUGCAGCCGUCUGGGAGCGGAUUGUCCAAAUGGGUUCGCCUGAACGUUGGCGGCACGUACUUUCUCACGACGAGACAGACGCUGUGCAGAGACCCGAAAUCCUUCCUGUACCGACUGUGCCAGGCCGACCCCGACCUCGACUCUGACAAGGAUGAAACAGGUGCUUAUUUGAUAGACCGAGAUCCCACUUAUUUUGGUCCAGUGCUCAACUACCUGAGACAUGGGAAGCUGGUGCUGAACAGGGGGUUGGCAGAAGAAGGUGUGCUGGAAGAGGCUGAAUUCUACAAUAUCACGUCAUUGAUUAAACUUGUGAAAGACAAAAUCAGGGAGAAGGAUUGUAAGACGGCUCAGCUCCCUGUGAAGCACGUCUACAGAGUCCUGCAGUGUCAAGAGGAGGAACUGACACAGAUGGUCUCUACCAUGUCAGAUGGCUGGAAGUUUGAACAGUUGGUUAGCAUCGGCUCUUCGUACAACUACGGAAAUGAGGAUCAGGCAGAGUUCCUCUGCGUGGUCUCCAAGGAGCUGCACAAUCAGUCAUAUGGCACAAACAGCGAGCCCAGUGAAAAAGCCAAGAUUCUUCAAGAACAAGGCUCUCGAAUGUGAAACUCUGGUCCUGCAACGUCUGUGCAAAACAGCAUGCACCAUAUCACAUUGAGAGUGAAAGCUGUCAAGCGGCAAGACAACCUAUUUAGAAUGGAUGCUCUAUUCUUUUUUUCGAUUUAAUUGACACUUGUUUGUGCCUGCACAGUAAUACCGGACUGUUGGUGGAUAUAUUUCUGAAUCUUUGUUUAAAAGGUAGGAAUAUGCAUGUCAUUAGUAAGCUGAGCAAAAAGGGCCUCAAUCAUGUCUGGCCCAGUCAUGUUUACUCAGGGUCUCUUAUCGACUUUCACAAAAUAUGUUAAUCAUGUAAUUUGUGGUCCAUUGAGCAAUUUUGUCAAAACUAUAUUUAAAACUGUAUAUUAUGUCAUACACACAGUUCAGAGAUCAUAAAUAAGAGAGUAGAGAAGUAUUGUUUUGAUUUGAGAUUACAUUAUUGAGGUUGCUUAUGUGUAAUGUUGACUGGCGAGGAAUGGUGCAUUUGUAUUGCAAGGAUUUUGUUUUAGCAUGUUUUUUGGAGCAAAUCUGAUUUUAUUUGACUUGCAUAGUAUUAGUUUUUAUACCAGGAGGGUGAAAGAAUAUCCAUAACAGUUUGCCUCAAUGUUACCUCACGUUUUGUGAGGUUAUACUGUUGUUGUCUUGAGUUGGUUAAAAAGAGAACAAACAUUUUUGUCUUCCAUCCCUGGAUUCAUUCCAAAUGGUUUUUGGUUAAACUGGAACUAAUUCUAACGCUAUUUGAGGGGUGAAAAAAACACCCGAGAUUUUUGUGAUAAUUUAAUAAUUUUUACUUGCGAUAGAGAUAUUGAAGUAGAUGUCCUGAUCUAUCUUGGGUUAAUAGAAGAACGAAGACAAGGCCACAAAGUCAUCCAGCCUCAUUUGUUUUGACAAUACAGUUUAGAACGGCACUUUACUUACAUGACAGUGACUGUUAAUAAGUGGUGUUGCAGGGCUUAUUUUGUUCACGCUUUAGUAAAUGACGGAGUAAGAAAAGACACUUCUAUAAGAGAGUGUUGACUAAUUAACAUUUAUAUAGUUUAACACCGCAGUUUAAUACUUUGGUUUAACACUUUUGAAGUUGAAUUUUGAUUCCAAAUAUACAUAAUCCUGUUGUUUAUUUAAAAAAAUACAAUGUUGCCUUUAAUGAACCUACACAAGAUCUGAAUUACUUUUGGAAUUGUGAUCAGGGAAAUAACACAUCACUUUGCUAGGCUACAAGUAUAUCUAUUUAACGUUGCAUAUAGACCUAUAAAGAGCUAAAUAUUCAGUGCAUGUAUUUUUUUUUUUUCUUCUCCUAAUCCUCUCUCACACACAAAGGGCUUUUAAUAGUGGAGUACAAGCUAUAAUUUUUGGCAGAGAUUAAUCCGAUCUCUUAAUAUUGCCGGAUCGAGGUGAAGUUUACAUAGCUGGUGUUUUAUAAACGAUAAUACUACACGUUUACUUACCUUGACUAUGUGACACCACAUUCUAGUGUGGCUUUAAGACCUGUAUGUUUACAUAUCCUCUCAAUUACCUAGUUAGUUACUUUCAAUCUUGUGUCUUCGCAACUAGAGAGGAGGUUUCAUUUAUUGUCAGUGGAGUGUUAAGUUGUUUGCUCACUGAGUCAGUGUCUCGUGGUGAAAUGUGCCUCUCUUAUAGCCACUGAGCCUUCACAGUGCAUGGUGUCUAGACAAACGUCCAUCACUCACUGUUGACAUCCAGGCCGCUGCACGGCAUCAAGGCGAUGCUGGAGGGUGAUGUUAUCACUGUUUAGGGCACUGCAAUGCUGUCCUUUUUUAUUUAUUUUAUUUUUUUUAUCGUCCUGCCUCCCAGAUGUAGGUGGAGGUAGCAACGUGCACUCUGAUGCACCAAUCACACAUUUCAGUUGCCCUUUUACGUAAACUUCUAUAGGGCAUCAGUGAGUUUUACUUAUGGGGCAGGUGUGGGUGUCCAAGGUGAUAUUCUGCCUCAGGUUUUUUUUCUUUCCCUAUUAAAGUGUGCAAUCUUCAAAAUGUAUUUUAAAAAUGGGCAGAAGCAGACUGAUAUGUCUUUUGCUCCACUUUGUCACUGCUGUUCCUAUACUUAUUCCUAUAUAACAUGUUUUUGUAUUUGAAUUUUUUUUUUAUGCUUACAAUUUGUGUAUUCACAUAGUAUAUGUAAUUGCAAGUUAAGACUGGGGAAAAUGUAUAUGAUGGUAAUGCUAAAACCUGUUCAAUCUAAAUGAUAAACACUUUUGAAUUCUGAAAGGGGUUUUUCUUUCAAGACUAAAUACAAUUAAAUAUUCUGACUUCAAUGUAAAAUGGGUUUAAAGGAAUAUUCUGGGUGCAUGCAAAGUCAUGCUCAAUCAACAGCAUUUGAUUACCACAGAAAUGAUUUUGACUCGUACCUCUUUAUUUUUACGUCCAGUAUUGCAACGUUACUACGUUGCCAUGACAACAGUGAAUGACACUGACGUCAUGUAGAACAGAUUUUAUCACACUAAAAUCAUGCCAAAGCAUAUAAUGUUUAAAGGGAUAGUUCACCCCGAAAUGAAAACUCUCAUCAUUUACUCCCCUUCAUGCCAUCCCAGAUGUGUAUGACUGACUUUCUUCUGCAGAACACAAAUUAAGAUUUUUAGAAGAAUAUUUCAGCUCUGUUGGUCCAUACAAUGCAGUUGAAUAAGUACCAGAAAUUUGAAGCCCCACAAAUCACAUAAAGGCAGCAUAAAAGUGUUUAAAUCAAUGUCUUCAGAAGUUAUAUAAUAGGUGUGGGUGAGAAGCAGAUCAAUAUUUAAGUCCAUUUUCUCCUCCCUACUCAGUCAAUCUCCACUUUCACUUUCUCCUUUUGUUUUUGUUGAUUCACAUUCUUCAUGCAUAUCGCUCCCUACUGAGAAGGGAGAAGAAGGUCUAGCAAAAGUGGACUUAUGUGUUUAGCUGCCUUUUAUGUGCUUUUUGGAACAUCAAAAUUUUGGCUCCCAUUAACUUGAAAUAUUUGUAUAAAAAUCAUCUUUUGUGCUGCUUUUUCUGCAGAAGAAAGUCAUACACAUCUGGUAUGCAUGAGGGUAAGUAAACAAUGUGAUAAUUUUUAUUUUAGGGUGAACUAUUCCUUUGAAGUUUUGUGGCCAUACUUCUAAAACAGUGUAUUUUAAUGUUUAUGGAUAACCCCAUUCUCUUCCAUUGUAAGUGCCUCACUGCAACUGUGGUUUCUGCUUUUUUUGUUAAUGAAUGAAAAUUUCAUUAAUGAAUGAGAAUUAUUUUCUGUGGUAAUCAACAUAAUGCUAAAGAUGCUUUUGAAUGAUCUUAACUUGUAUUGAACCUGGAAUAUUUUUUGAAACACAUUCAAUAAAUACAUGUACUAAUCCUUCUUAUGCAGGUAUUUAAAUUGCUGGAUUUAUUUCUAAGGUACUUAAUAAUUUACCAAAGUGUCUUACAGUCUGUUCCCAUAUAAUAAAUGGGCGAACAGGGCAAUAAUUUAAAAAGACUGCUGUAGUGACACAUCUAUCACAGCAGAGGGAGUUUUUAGGUAUUUUAGAGUUAGAACAAAUGAGAUCAUAUUGGAAAUACAUUCACUGAGGGAAACAAUGUGUAUUACGAUGCAGAAUCUACAAACAUGUUGACAAGUUAAAUCUCACCCAUUAAUACUCAGUCAUAACUAAUGCAUCUAUACACCAGAGUAACUAAUGUAUUUCAUUUGAACAGGCAUUAUUAGCUAUCUCUUCAUUAUUAGUUGGAACAAAACCCUUUCCCUAAGUAUUAAACUUCAGUGCCAAACUUGUCCCGCACUGUUUUUGCUGUGGAUAUGAACACUCAAACUGACUUAAAAUUGUAUCUUGUUUCACUUGUAGGAUUUACUAUCCAGACACUUAGUGCAUCUUUUAAAGUAAUACUGUAUAUUUUGAUUCACCAGCUACCUGUUAUCACCUUUGCUCACCAUUACUCAAAGUUCAAAAACAUGUUUGCCUACUUUUAAACCUACUUUAUUUUUAAAUUGUCCUGUCGUAUCUUUAGAUUGCACAAAAACAUUGGAUAUGCAUGAGUGAAUGCAUCAGGGAGCUAUGUGCCUGUGCACUGAUGCAAUUUCCCAUGAUAUUUCAACAAGCUGCAACAUGUUUCUCUGCCUUGUGUACAUCUCUCCAUUUAACGGGUGCGUGCUCUAUUGAGCAGUGUGGGAAUGCCCUGUCCCUCAGAUGAGUUAUUGCACUUUGACUCUUAGCAACAAGCCUGCCAAUCCUGCUGUGCAGCCUGCACAGGCUCAGUUUUCUAUUGGCCAAAAUGUCAGAUCUGAUUGAUUUGUUGGGGAGUGACACAUAUUUGCCCAAAAUGGAGAGCCCUGUUGCAUCUAAGCCUGAUUCUAUGCCAGAUAUUUAGAAAAAACUGUCAAAAUGCCAAAGAAGCUUUCAAAGGAAUUGUUUUUGUCUCACUUGACAGCACAUUCUGACUAUUCAGAUAUAAACAUAUAUAUAUAUAUAUAUAUAUAUAUAUAUAUAUAUAUAUAUAUAUAUAUAUAUAUAUAAUUUGUUAUGAGUAGUGUGUGGACUGUAGUCUUGUCAUUAAGAUCAAAAGGUGAUGAAUAACUUACCUUUUAAAUGUAUCAGACUUUUUGUACUUCCUGAUCUCUGCAACAAAUGACACACCAUGCAGUGCUUUGAGAUUAGGAUCCACUCAGAAUCCACAAAAGUAUCAGAAUCCAAAGGGGAAAAAACAAUAAAGUCUGUGGUUGUAUAUUGAUACAAAUUAACAGUCAU
Messenger RNA from Xyrauchen texanus (razorback sucker), 5433 nucleotides. RefSeq names its product BTB/POZ domain-containing protein KCTD5-like. Gene Ontology annotation, cellular component: Cul3-RING ubiquitin ligase complex; cytoplasm. Gene Ontology annotation, biological process: proteasome-mediated ubiquitin-dependent protein catabolic process; protein homooligomerization. The record is from RefSeq and is a predicted model, not a curated record. The transcript is spliced from 6 exons. Gene Ontology annotation, molecular function: cullin family protein binding. Bases 66 to 740 code for a protein of 224 amino acids. NCBI's taxonomy places the organism in Eukaryota, Metazoa, Chordata, Actinopteri, Cypriniformes, Catostomidae.